Molecule: messenger RNA, 1583 nt
Organism: Pezoporus occidentalis (night parrot)
Lineage: Eukaryota; Metazoa; Chordata; Aves; Psittaciformes; Psittacidae
Gene: E2F2
Product: E2F transcription factor 2
Exons: 6
Coding region: 185-1552 (455 amino acids)
Biological process (GO): regulation of transcription by RNA polymerase II
Cellular component (GO): RNA polymerase II transcription regulator complex
Molecular function (GO): DNA-binding transcription factor activity, RNA polymerase II-specific; protein dimerization activity; RNA polymerase II cis-regulatory region sequence-specific DNA binding
Source: RefSeq, a predicted model, not a curated record
GGCGGGGCCCAGCGCAGGGGGAGGUUCUGGGGCUAAACCCGCUUUUUCCCGCCCGGUUUUGGGCGCUUCUCUGCGGGGUUCUUCCCUCCCCAGAAUGAGGUGGUGACCCCCCCCCCAGCCCCCCCGCCGGGGGUGCUCCUGCCCCCUCCUUCCCCCGGGCGGAGGCUGCUCGGGAGGACUUUGAAUGCUGCGGCUCCCCAGGGGAGUGUCCCCCGCCGCGGGGAGGGGGGGCCCCAUCCUCCUGCCCCCCCCUCCUCCUCCUCCUCCUCCUCAGCACCGGCACCACCCGAAGGAGGUCAUGUCUGUGAUGGGCUCCUCCGGGCGGGGGGGGCCCAGCCUGCGCACCCCCCCGCUACCCGCCGGCUGCCUCACCCAGCUCUACGCUCAUGCCAGCGGCCCCGCUCCUCGGGGGGGGGCUCUUUGUGCCACCCCCCAGAGCCCCCAGCUCAGGACCCUGCGCUCGGCUUCGGCGGGACGGCUGCAGGCCAAGAGGAAGCUAGACCUGGAGGGCCCUGGAUUCCGCACGCCCAAAGGGAAGGGCAGGACCUUGGCACAGGUCCCCAGCCCCAGGACUCCCAAGUCUCCCGGGGAGAAAACGCGCUACGACACCUCCCUGGGGCUGCUCACCAAGAAGUUCAUCCGCCUCCUGCACGAGUCCCCCGACGGCGUCGUGGACCUCAACCGAGCGGCCGAGGUGCUGGGGGUGCAGAAGCGCCGCAUCUACGACAUCACCAACGUGCUGGAGGGCAUCCAGCUCAUCCGCAAGAAGUCGAAGAACCACAUCCAGUGGAUGGGGACGGGGAUCUUCGAGGACACGGCGGUGAUGCUGAAGCAGCAGGCGCUGCGGGGGGAGCUGGCCGAGCUGGCCAGGAUGGAAAGGAGCCUGGACCAGGUCCUGCAGGACUGCAACCUGCAGCUCCGGGAGCUGACUGACAACGAAGCCAACCAGAGGCUGGCCUAUGUCACCUACCAGGACCUCCGUGCCAUCAGCAGCUUCCAGGAGCAGACGGUGAUUGCCGUGAAGGCUCCUCCGGAGACGCAACUGGAGGUGCCGGACUUCAGUGAGGGUAACUUCCAGCUCCACCUGAAGAGCACCACCAGCCCCAUUGAGGUGUACCUCUGCCCAGAGGAGAUCCAGGAGGAGAGCCCCACCAAGGACCGCAGCAUCCCCUCCACUGCCGCCUCCCCAUGGCACCACAGCAACCCCCUUUCCCUGCCAAACAGCCCUGGGCCAGCCCCACCACCCCCCACCUCCAUUCCUCCGAGCUGGGGGGGGGCAGGAACCCCCUCCUCACCCCCAUCUCUGCCUCUCUGUGUGCCGGGGGGGCCCAGCUCGCUGCUGGAGGUGGAAGCUGGGCUCCUGGGCUCACCCCAUCACCUCCUGCAGCAGACUGAGGACCAGCUGCCCUGCGCCUCCUCCACCUUGGACUCGGGACCCUUUGUCACCUUCUCGCCCCCCCUGGGGCAGGACGAUUACCUCUGGGGGCUGGAGGGCGAGGGCGUCAGUGACCUCUUCGAGGCGUAUGACCUGGGGGAGCUGCUGAAGCACUGAGCAUGGGGGACAUCCCUGCUGCCUCGCUCGU